UUAGCCUCAAGUACAAGAUGGCCAACUAUAGGACAAAAUUAAGAAACUUGGGGUGCCCAGAAAUGAGCAUUAAUUCCCUCAAAAACAAACCUGCAGAUAAGUGCCAGCCGGCCUAUAAGGUUAAAAAACCCAGAAAGGCAGAAGUAAAUUUCUGCCCCCCUUUUCCUGCUGGCGAGACCCAGGACAGCCUUGAAGGCGAAAGAGUGUCACUAUUGUCUGAGGUCAAAAAAAAGACACAACAAUGCAGUUAUUAAGGAGAAGAUGGCCAAGACCUUUGCGUACAGGAGACGGGAGGUAGUCAGAGACCAACCCAUGAUAUCGGAGUUCAAGACCAGAUGGCCAGGACUGUUCACUGUGCCUGAGGUGGAAGCAGAAUUUCUGAGAAUUACCACUGUUCCCCUCGUCACAAAGUUUUUUGCACAACUUGACCACCACGCUGAUCAGCUCAUCAGAGUGCUGAAGAAGGCAGGUGGAUCUAAAGGAAGGCAAAUUGACCUCAUCUUUGCACCGACUGCACGGAAUGAAACCGUUGAAAAGAAGAGGGAGUGCCUCCUCCGGGCACUUUGUAUCUAUCUAAAUGAAAAUCCGAGCAGUCUCUUCAAAGAGUAUAUGGAUUCAGAUGGCUGUACUGCCCAGAGGGAGCUUGAUGAACUUGUCUUUGGCAUCUACAGCAUUAAUGCUGAGGGAGGUGAUGCCAACAGCACUCCAGUUGAUGUUGGAAUAGUGAUCGAGGGUGUUGAAGUGCUUCAUGACUUGGGAGACAUAGCUUCUGCAUGUGCAAUCUUAAUGGGUGUCAUAUAUGCAAUGAACCUCAGCUAUCCUCAGGAACUAAAAAUGUUCUUUGAGGUGCUUCAGAAAAUCUUCCUGCAGCUGGAUGCUUCCAGACUCUCACCCAAGGUACAGAUGCUUAAAAACAAACUUUAUGAGUGAACCAACAUUGAAAGUUUGGCGUUUUACAUGAAGGACUGAUUUGCACUUGAAACAAAUUUUAUGAGUGAACCAACGUUGAAAGUUUGGCGCUUUACAUGAAGGACUGAUUUGCACUUGAAACAAACUUUAUGAGUGAACCAACAUUGAAAGAUUGGCGUUUUACAUGAAGGACUGAUUUGCACUUGAAACCAUUGAAUUGAAAAAAUUUUCUUUUUUUUGUGACACGCACCACUGUUCUGGGUGACAUGUUUCUUUGUCAUGUAACGCGUGUCAAGAAUUUUUUUCACAGCAUUAAUGCUGAGGGAGGUCAUGCCGCCACCACUCCAGUUUACAGUGUUAAAGUGAUAGAGAGUGUUGAAGUGCUUCACACUUAAGUUCAUUUACCAUUUUAUAUUUUAUUGUGUGUGUGGCAUGCACCAGUGUUCUGGUUGACAUGUUUCUCUGUCAUGCAUGUACUUAAACAAUGAGUGAACCAACAUUGAGCACUUAAAACUUUGUUAAAUGCCUGCUUUGUACUUGAAACCAUUUUAUUGUAAACACUUAAAAGUUUGUAUUCAUUUGAUCUUUUUUGUGUGGAUGCAACAGUGUUCUGGGUGACAUGUUUCUCUGUCAUAUAUGUACUUAAAGUUUUAAGUGCUCAAUGUUGGU
Paramisgurnus dabryanus is the source of this 1578-nucleotide messenger RNA. RefSeq lists its product as uncharacterized. The record is from RefSeq and is a predicted model, not a curated record. NCBI's taxonomy places the organism in Eukaryota, Metazoa, Chordata, Actinopteri, Cypriniformes, Cobitidae.